AUGAGCAAUCCUUCCCCUGGCUCGAAAAAGAUCGGCGCAAGCAGUGACAUCUUCAGAGCAACUCCUAAUACUACCACUACCACCACCACCAACAACGUCAACAUAAACAUCAACAAGAAUGCGCCUCCGCCACCACGCCAAAUCCGCUUCGUGUCGUCGGAUGGUCAGCCGCAGACUAAACGGCGGCGUGUGACUGCUGCGUACGUUUGUGUCGCACUUGUCGCAAGCGAAAGAUUCGAUGUUCGGGUGAACAACCCGUGUCUGGGAUACAAUGACCCCGAUAAACCGGAAAGGUCGUCCGUCCCUGGAUUGAUGAAGAAUGGACUAUCCGAUACCACAUACACCGACAACGGCGGCGACGACCGGUCUCUUUCGCGAUCUCCGACUACGCCGCGAGUCACUCUCGCUGUGCCCGCUGCGCCAGUACCGAAGACAUCUAAGUCGCCGCAGCCAAAGACGAUCAAGUUGGAAUCGCCCCUUCCUUUGACCAAAGAUACGUUGAAUAAGGCAACGAGAGACCAGGACAAAUUGGCUGCUGUCGCUAGUCCGGAGAGCAACUCGAUACGGUCGUUAAAAAGCCCUCCAAUUGCUGCAACAGGACCUUCGUUGGUCAGCACACUAGCCGAAGGAGAGUCAAACAGCAUACCUUUCUACGACCGAGAGGACUCUUUACCGACAAGCAACGUCGUGACUCAUUUGUGUGAACUGUUCUUUGUCCAUCUCGGCUGCAGCUUUCCAUUUCUACAGCGGAACCGCUUCAUGGCAGAUUUAAAAGAGAAGAAGAUUGACUCCAUACUGGUAGACGCUGUUUGCGCCUUGGCAGCUAGAUUCUCUCCGCAUCCGUUGUUGAGCCCAGCGCAAGCUCGCCCUAUCGAUGGCGAAGAGUUGCAGCCAGACCUGAAACGAUCAGACCAUGGCCAACCAUUUGCACAUCGAGCUAUGACUGCUGUUGUUAAUGCCUUGUCGUGUCCUACGUUGUCUGUUGUUCAAGCUUGCUUACUGCUGGCAUACGAGGAGUUUGGUUCCAAUCACGACAGCGGAUUGUGGAUGUAUCUGGGAAUAGCCAUCCGCAUGGCUCAGGAUCUAGGUAUGCAGAAGCUUCAAGGACUCAAGCAUCGUUACGGCCGUACCGGUCUUAGGCCGAAGGCCAUCAUUACAGGUCAAGCUGGGAAACUCAAUGUGGAACAAUCCGAGGGCCCUCAAAUACCGGCCAAACGACGCGAAGGUGGGGAGGGACGGGGUGAGGAUAGUCAACGGGCGAUGGAACGGGAACAGGUCGACACAUUUUGGAGUGUAUUCUUUCUAGACCGAGUAAUUUCGUCUGGAACCGGAAGACCCGUUACUUUGCGGGAUGAAGAUAUUGAGCUAUAUUUCCCGCUUCAAUCAGAGUCUAUACUACCGAAUGGCUGGCCGGCACCUUUUCCACCCUUGAUUCGGAUCAUACACUUGUACGGCCGCGUUACGGAUCUGAUUAAUGCGAUCCAAGAAGACAAUCACAUCGAUGCAGAGACACUGAAGCGAUUGGCAGGCAUGGAAAACGACCUCACGAGCAUAUAUCAACGCCUUUCGCCAAAGCUACAUUUCAACACAAUGAACUUUCAGACCUAUGUCAAAGCUCAAGAAGGAACCAACUUCAUUCUGCUACAUUUCUGGUUCCAUACUUUGAUUGUCUUGCUGCACCAACCGACUCUUCUCAAUUCGUUUGGCGGCCGCAUUCAACAGCUGUAUCCCAAUAGUCGAGAACUGUCCAUGUCAUCCGCCAAGACGAUAGCUGAUAUUCUCUCAUUCUCUGAACUCAUCGACGCAAAAAGCUUCAUUGGCAAUCCUUUUACGAGCCAGCCAAUGUAUAUUGCAGCAUGCGCUUUUCUCAUGGAAAGUGCAUACUAUUCAUCACCUUCUUCACGUUCCGGAUCCCCUCCCGUUCUGGUGACCGACCAGUCCAGCGCAUUCACCAUCCCCAACAUGGACUCGGCGCACACCAGCGAGCGCAAACCCAACACAAAACACAGUCUGCUCGCAUCAGCCGCAAAAGAAAACUAUCAGCGAUGCUACCGUGCACUCAGGACCUUGCAGACAUAUUGGGAGGGGACAAAGUAUAUUCUUACGGUGCUGGAUCAAAAAGCAAAGGGUAUAGGUGACCCGUUGCUGUAUACUACGGAAGAGAUGGAGAGCACAACUGAAGUGGCAUAUGCGCAAUCGCUGGCGUCACCGAAUUGGCAGCCAACGCUUCAGCCGAACACUGGGGAGCUUGCUGGAAAGGAGUCGGAGAGCCAGGCAGCGCAGUCUGAGAUGGGUUCUCCGAAGAUAGACCCUGGUCAAGCUAUUGGGUGGGCACUGACCGGAGAAACCAACUCUGCACAGCCAAACCUGAGUCUAUUAUACCAACUGCCAGCGCCUCAACUAGACGAGGCAUCAGGGGGACAGGUACCAGUCAAAGACCUUCCAACAGUCGAAACACACCGGGCUGGUCACUCAUAUCCGCAAUCAAUACCAACCUACCACUCUGGUCCGACCAACUCAUCCAACAUCCUCAGCCCCCCCGUCCCGAAAUUCUCUGGACCCGGCAACAACAACAUCAUCGCCUCCAAUCCCUAUGCCACCACCGCACCGUCCCAUGCGGUCUUCAGCUCAGCCUUAACACCCUCCCAAAUCGAAUCCCCAUACACCUUUAGCUCAACCUCUUACCACCAGCAUCAACAGCCUCCCCAACCCUACACCACUCACAACCAAUACGCGCCCUCCCAUCUAUCCGAUACUCUAAUUGAGAGCCAAGACAUCGAUAUGGCCGCCUUCCACAACCAAGCCGAAUUCCCAUUCAUAUUUUCGAAUGAUUUUAAUCCCUAUCUGGAAUAUCUACCGCCGGACGUUAUCAACUAUUUCGGAGAUUCGUCCUCCUCGGCGGCUGCGGCGGCGCAACAAUUCGGGGCGGCGGCGGCAUUGUUGAGUCCGGAUGAGGAGCAGCGUGCUUCUGGACAGCAACGGCUUUGA
This is a messenger RNA of Talaromyces amestolkiae, 2988 nucleotides long. RefSeq lists its product as uncharacterized. The coding region runs from base 1 to 2988 and encodes 995 amino acids. The transcript is spliced from 5 exons. NCBI's taxonomy places the organism in Eukaryota, Fungi, Ascomycota, Eurotiomycetes, Eurotiales, Trichocomaceae. Gene Ontology annotation, biological process: DNA-templated transcription. Gene Ontology annotation, molecular function: zinc ion binding; DNA binding. The record is from RefSeq and is a predicted model, not a curated record.